AAAAAAAGCCCUACUCUUUCACCGCUCCCCUCUUCAUCCCUCGCCUUCGAACGCAGCAAAAGCCCUACUCGACGCCGAUCAGAAACCUUCAAGGGUUCUACAGGAGCUGCUGAGCUGGACAAGUGCUUGAGGAGACAUUUAUCAAGAAGAACCACUAGUUCACAGAGGAUUUGGUUGUGAUCGCCGUUUCUACGACUGUGAUGGCUGAUAAAAAUGGUAGCACAAAACCAUCAGCCACUGGCCCAGCAGGCUACUCAAUCAAUCUUGAGAGUUUCAGUAAGCGUCUGAAACUGUUCUAUACUCACUGGGAGGAGCACAAGUCUGAUGCAUGGGGUGCUUCUGAUGCUAUGACUAUUGCUACACCCCCUCCUUCUGAAGAUCUUCGGUAUCUCAAAUCCUCAGCCUUGAAUAUUUGGCUGCUGGGCUAUGAAUUUCCAGAAACAAUCAUGGUUUUUAUGAGCAAGCAGAUUCAUUUCUUGUGUAGCCAAAAGAAGGCUUCGCUGCUCGAAACCAUUAGGAAAUCUGCCAAAGAAGCUGUUGGUGCAGAUGUUGUGAUACGUGUUAAGGCAAAGAAUGAUGAUGGUUCUACAUCAAUGGAACAAUUAUUGGGCGCGAUUCGUUCUCAAUCGGAAGAUUCAGUUGUUGGUUAUAUAGCGAAAGAGGUACCUGAAGGGAAGCUCCUAGAGACAUGGUCAGAAAAGCUAGCCGGCUCAGGGUUAAACCUUACCGACGUAACAAAUGGGUUCUCUGAAUUGUUUGCUGUCAAGGAUGCUACUGAGCUUACCUGUGUGAAGAAAGCUGCCCAUUUAACUUCAUCAGUGUUUAAACAUUUUGUAGUCCCGCAGCUUGAGAGAACUAUUGAUGAGGAGAAAAAGGUCAGUCAUUCAUCACUGAUGGAUGCCACUGAGAAGGUUAUAAUUGAUCCGGCCAAGGUCAAAGUGAAGCUGAAGGCAGAAAAUGUUGAUAUAUGUUACCCGCCAAUAUUUCAGAGCGGCGGAAAGUUUGAUCUGAAGCCAAGUGCAUCAAGCAACGAUGAUAAUCUGUUCUAUGAUUCGGCUAGUGUGAUCAUAUCUGCAAUUGGAUCACGAUAUAGCAGCUACUGUUCGAAUAUUGCCAGAACUUUUAUGAUUGAUGCCACUCCAACUCACACCAAGGCGUAUGAGGUUCUUCUCAAGGCUCAUGACGCUGCAAUCGCCAUGCUGAAACCUGGCAACAAGGCUGGUGCUGCUUACCAGGCUGCUGUUUCUGUCGUGGAGAAAGAAGCUCCAGAACUCCUCCCAAAUCUUACCAGGUCCGCAGGAACAGGGAUUGGCCUUGAGUUUCGUGAAUCUGGGUUGAACUUAAACAUGAACAAUAAUCGCCUGUUAAAAUCCGGCAUGGUUUUUAAUGUGUCCCUUGGCUUCCAGAACCUUCAAGCUGAGACAAACAAUCCGAAGACUCAGAACUUCUCCCUUUUGCUGGCUGAUACAGUCAUUGUUUCCAGUGAGAAACCUCCAGAGGUACUGACUGCAGGGUGCUCCAAGUUAGUUAGGGAUGUCGCAUAUGCUUUCAAUGAAGAGCAAGAAGAAGAAGAGAAGCCAAAUAGCAAUGGCGCAGCGAACAACAGAGACCCCUUUCCUUCGAAGACCACAUUGAGGUCAGGAAACAAUGAAGCAUCAAAGGAGGAACUAAGGAAACAACAUCAGGCUGAGCUUGCGCGCCAGAAGAAUGAAGAGACUGCCAGAAGGCUGGCUGGUGGUGGUCCUGGAGAUGGUGAUAGGCGUGGGCCUGUGAAAACUUCAGGUGAACUGGUUGCCUACAAGAAUGUCAAUGAUUUACCCCCUUCUAAGGAACUGGCCAUACAGCUAGACCAGAAGAAUGAAGCUAUCCUUUUACCGAUCUAUGGAAGCAUGGUUCCCUUUCAUGUUUCGACUGUGAAGAGCGUAACUAGCCAUCAGGACAAUCGAACCUGCACUGUUCGAAUAGUAUUUAAUGUACCUGGAACUGCUUUCAACCCUCACGAUGCAAAUUCCCUGAAAAAUCAAGGUGCCAUCUAUUUGAAAGAGGCAACUUUUCGUUCGAAAGAUCCAAGACAUAGUAAUGAGAUGGUUGGACGAAUCAAACUCCUCCGGAGACAAGUUGCAUCGAGGGAAUCUGAGAGAGCUGAGAGAGCCACUUUAGUCACUCAGGAGAAGCUACAGCUUGCUGGGAACAGGAUGAAACCAAUAAGGUUGCCUGAUUUGUGGAUUCGUCCUGUAUUUGGUGGGCGUACAAGAAAACUUAGUGGAACUUUGGAGGCUCAUGUAAAUGGGUUUCGGUAUUCUACUCCCAACCCUGAUCAGAGAGUGGAUAUUAUGUUUGCCAAUAUUAAGCAUGCUUUUUUCCAGCCGGCAGAGAGAGAAAUGAUAACUCUUCUGCACUUUCGUCUCCACAACCACAUCAUGGUGGGUAACAAGAAAACACUUGAUGUUCAGUUCUAUGUGGAGGUCAUGGAUGUAGUUCAAACAUUAGGAGGAGGGAGGAGAUCCAAUUAUGAUCCUGAUGAGAUAGAAGAAGAGCAGCGGGAGAGAGAGCGAAAGAAUAGGAUCAACAUGGAUUUCCAAAGUUUUGUUAAUAAGGUGCAAGACCUCUGGGGACAGCCACAGUUUAGAGAUUUGGAUUUGGAGUUUGAUCAGCCUCUGAGGGAGCUCGGGUUUCAUGGCGUUCCUCACAAGUCAGCAGCUUUCAUGGUUCCAACAUCUAGCUGUUUGGUUGAACUAAUAGAGACCCCGUUUGUGGUAAUCACUUUGAGUGAAAUUGAGAUUGUUAAUCUGGAAAGAGUAGGUCUCGGGCAGAAAAACUUUGAUAUGGCCAUUGUGUUCAAAGACUUUAACAAAGAUGUCUUUCGUAUAGAUUCUAUUCCUUCUACUUCCCUUGAUGCAAUCAAAGAAUGGCUCGAUGCGACUGAUCUGAAGUAUUAUGAGAGCAGACUGAAUCUUAACUGGAAACCUAUACUAAAAACCAUUACUGAUGAUCCAGAGAAGUUUAUUGAAGACGGAGGAUGGGAGUUUCUGAACUUGGAAGCAAGCGAUUCUGAAUCAGAGGGCUCUGAAGAAUCGGAUCAAGGUUAUGAGCCCUCUGAUGUGGAGCCGGAGUCUGUUUCUGAAGACGACGACAGUGACAGCGCAUCAUUGGUAGAAUCUGACGAGGAUGAUGAGGAUUCAGAGGAGGACUCGGAGGAAGAGGAAGGAAAGACGUGGGAGGAGUUGGAACGGGAAGCGAGCAAUGCUGACAAAGAAAGAGGAGAUGAUUCAGACAGUGAAGAAGAGAGGAAGAGGAGGAAAGUGAAAUCCUUUAGCAGCAAGUCCAGGGUUCCUGACAGAAGGGAUUCCAAGGGUGGUUUUCCUUCCAAGAAGCCAAAGCUACGUUGAAGUAAGCUUUUUAAUUAGUAUAUUGCAUUAUGUUUUUAUUCCUGCCUACAUUUGGGGUUUGUGUAGAACAUGCUAGUGUUUAGUGCUUCGUCUGCCGAGACUCUGGAGAUAUGGGUUGUUGUGCUUUAGGGUUGGUUGUAGCUUUGUAUCUGUUAGUUUUUUUAGCAGAAGGCAGUUGACUGGUUUUUAUGCUGGAAAUGUUUGGCUCUUGUUCU
Asparagus officinalis (garden asparagus) is the source of this 3604-nucleotide messenger RNA. RefSeq names its product FACT complex subunit SPT16-like. The record is from RefSeq and is a predicted model, not a curated record. Gene Ontology annotation, cellular component: FACT complex. Gene Ontology annotation, molecular function: nucleosome binding. Gene Ontology annotation, biological process: transcription elongation by RNA polymerase II; positive regulation of transcription elongation by RNA polymerase II. NCBI's taxonomy places the organism in Eukaryota, Viridiplantae, Streptophyta, Magnoliopsida, Asparagales, Asparagaceae. The coding region runs from base 201 to 3389 and encodes 1062 amino acids. The transcript has 2 exons.